UUUCCUCACCUUUCCUUUCUGCUCAUAUUCAGAACUCCAGGAAAGCAUACUGGAGUUGGUCAAUUCAACAUGCUCCCCCACAGAGCAGGCUCUUCGUCUCUCCGUCGUUCACUCAGGACUCUGAGGGGCUCUCGUCUUGCUCGUGAUCUUUCGACUAGAGCAUCCGCCGUUCUUUCUGCUCUUGAUAUACCUACGACUCCAGUCGAACUUGAAGGUGUCUACGAUGGGACGUGGAAAGGUUCUGGAGAGGUCAUUCAGUCGCGUUGCCCGACAACUGGUGAAGUCUUGGCCAGAGUGAAGACAGCUAGCCCUGAGGAACUGCACACUGCCCUUGACAAAUCGCGAGAGGCUUUUGAGAUGUUCAGGAUGGUGCCCGGGCCCCAAAGAGGCGAAAUUGUUAGGCAGAUUCGGGAGGGCCUGUUCGCGAAGCGAGAAGCACUUGGCGCUCUUGUGAGCCUGGAGAUGGGCAAGAUCCGGACCGAAGGUGUCGGAGAGGUCCAAGAGUUUGUGGACAUCUGCGAUUAUGCCGUCGGUCUUUCUCGUAUGAUGAACGGACGAAUUAUCCAGUCUGAGAGACCUGGACAUUCUAUACUCGAAGUCCCAAAUCCAUUAGGUAUCGUCGCCGUACUAUCGGCAUUCAAUUUCCCAGUCGCGGUCUAUGGCUGGAACCUCUCUCUAUCCAUGGCAGCAGGUAAUGCAACCAUAUGGAAACCCUCACAGACCACACCCCUUUGUGCUAUUGCUGUGACCAAGAUCGUCUCAGCGGUGCUUGAGAAGAACGGAAUCCCGGGUGCUGUUGCUGGCCUGGUCAUUGGUGGCAAGGAUGUCGGGGAGGCAAUCGUGGAAAGUGAAGGUGUUGAUAUGGUCUCAUUCACGGGAAGUGAAGCUGUUGGUAGACAGGUCGGCAAGAAGGUUCAGUCACGGUUCGGCAAAGUCCUCCUCGAACUCGGAGGUAACAACGCUUCUAUCAUCGCUCCCUCGGCAGACCUCAACUUGGCCCUCCCUGCCACCUUCUUCGGUGCUGUAGGCACUGCUGGCCAACGUUGUACAUCGACCCGCCGUCUAUACCUCCACAAAUCCAUAUCCUCCCAGUUCCUCGAAAGAUUGACCAAGCUCUACGAUUCGCUCCUUCCCGGUGACCCCUUGCAUCCUGCAACAUUGUUAGGGCCUGUCCAUACAGCAGCCGCGGUCGAUCUUUACAAUCAAACCGUCUCUAGCCUGUCAUCGCACUCUUCCGCCACGGUCCUCACCUCUCGUUCUGGACAGCGUUUCUCCGUAUCCCAGCUCUCAUCCAGCGAAACAAGCGAAACAGACCUUUCAUCAGGAAACUUCGUCCGCCCCGCACUCGUUCAGCUCUCCACCGGCUCGCCUGCCGAUCCAUCUGUAUCGAGCAUCUGGAAGACCGAGAAGUUUAUCCCUGUCCUUUGGGUGGCUGAAUAUGACGGUUUGGAGGAGGUUAUUCAGUGGAAUAAUGCAGUGCCACAAGGCUUAAGUAGUAGCUUGUGGACGAGGGAUGUGGGAGAGGUGGGGAAGUGGGUGGGUGCCGGGGGUAGUGAUUGUGGGAUUGUUAAUGUCAACGUCGGCACGUCGGGUGCGGAGAUUGGGGCUGCAUUCGGUGGGAACAAGAGUACGGGCUGGGGACGCGAGUCGGGCGGGGAUGCGUGGAAGCAGUAUGUUAGAUGGAGUGCGUGCACGAUCAACUACUCGGACAAAGCGCCUUUGGCUCAGGGAGUGGAUUUCUCGGCGAUUGCUUGAAUAUAUUGGUUUUAUCGGAAAUGUACGAUAGCUCGGACGUUGCUUGUAUCAUAUACAAACGUACAUCGUUUCUGAACAUCUAUCAACACAUUGUGGCACCCUGUUGCCCCUGUGGCGGAGCCAUGCCUGGUCAUGCUCUCACACCACAACGCUCUAAGCCUCCUGCGCAAUCAUCUCCUGCACCUUCUCCCUCAGCCCAUUCUCCCAGUCAUCACAACAAGCUGAGAACAAAGCUGUGUCCCUUUUCAAGUUUUGUGCUUUUGUAUCACCUUCUCUCGGGGCGUCACCCUCCUUUCCCUCUGGCAAUACGAUGUGCCACCUCAGUACUCCCUCAUCCUUGAACCCAAUCCUCUUCGCAGCUUUCUUGCUCGGCUCAUUCCUCGAAUUCGCCCUCCACUCAACUCUCCUGAGGCCCAAGGCGCCAGGGAAUCGUGAUGACAAUUCGAGCGCAUAACGCAAGAGAACGCAGACCGCAUUCGUCGUCACAUAUGUCCUCUGAAACUCGGGGAAAGUGACGACGAAUCCAAUCUCCGUCGUGAGGUUGGGUGCAUCUGACUUUAUCAAACCCACAACACCAGCCAUCGUCUCCCCUUUGCCUUCUCUUUUCUUCGACGUGCCUCUAUCGAGCAUGGCGAAGAGGCACCAGUUUCGGUCUGUGCGUACGCCGUGUUCGAGGAAGUGCAGGAAUUCGGCGAGAGUGGCGAAGUGUGAGGGGAGGUAACGUGCGAGUUCGGGAUGAGCGGUGAGCACUGUGAUGUAAGUUUGGGCGUGCAGACGUGGGAUGAGAGGGGUUAGGCGGACGCGAGGAGUUGAGAGAAGGUCCGGGUUAGAGGUGAGGUCGAUGGGGAAGACGAAGUUGAUGUCGUAGGGAGAGGGUCCGUAGGAUUCAUCGGAGAUUUCGGCUGGUAUUUUGGUCGGUGGGGAUGGGGUAUAGGUGUUGACGAAGGUUUCAGACAUAGCAAGCUGACUGGGGGACACUGGGAUGCGAAUGAUAAAGUGUGCUGAAAGUAACGCUGAACAGAGAUCAGCUUCGACGUCAAUUUACUAUCAGUACGUUCCUUAUAUAACGCAA
Stereum hirsutum FP-91666 SS1 is the source of this 2827-nucleotide messenger RNA. Its product is annotated as NAD-aldehyde dehydrogenase. Lineage: Eukaryota; Fungi; Basidiomycota; Agaricomycetes; Russulales; Stereaceae. Gene Ontology annotation, molecular function: aldehyde dehydrogenase (NAD+) activity. The record is from RefSeq and is a predicted model, not a curated record. Bases 70 to 1755 code for a protein of 561 amino acids. The transcript is spliced from 10 exons.